Messenger RNA from Chiloscyllium plagiosum (whitespotted bambooshark), 1189 nucleotides. Lineage: Eukaryota; Metazoa; Chordata; Chondrichthyes; Orectolobiformes; Hemiscylliidae. The record is from RefSeq and is a predicted model, not a curated record.
AAAGUGACAGUGCUUUGCACCUGGAAGUAGUUUUACACUUCCGGUUAGAUUUGAAGAUUCCUGAGAAAGCACUUUAGACGGUGGUGCCAUGAGCUGGAUGCGUUUUGUGGUAAAGGGGUACCGUUUGUCGUCUUCCUUUGUGUUAACGUCAAGAUGGAUAAGAAUAAGACCUACUUGCAAGUUGGAAUACAGCACGAAGUCUGAGAAACCUCAGCAACUAAUUGGGCGAUAUCCUGUCCCAUAUAAGAAGGAUCUGCCGUAUGACAUUGUCGAACUGAUGGAGGAGGUUGAAACUAAGAGUGGUUUUUUGCCAAACAUAUUCAAGGUGCUUUCCUAUCGGCCUGUGGAAUUCAGGGUGUUCUUUGCAUACUACAAUGCCCUAAUGAACAAAGAAACAGGUAAUCUCAGCAAAGCAGAUAGAGAGCUUAUUAUUGUGGCCACAAGUGCUAAUAACCAUUGUCCCUACUGUGUUAUUGCACAUAGUGCCCUACAUCGGAUAUAUUCCAAAAAUCCAAUUCUAGCAGACCAGGUGGUUGUGAACAGACACCUGGCGGACUUGGAUGAUCGGCAACAUGCCAUGUUGGAUUUUGCUGUCGCUGUGAGCAAUGCAGAAAACAUCAGUGAAGAUCAUCUUAAAAAACUAGAGAUGCAUGGAUUUGAUCAUGAGGAUGCUUGGGACAUUGCUGCGAUAACUGCAUUUUUUGCAAUGUCCAAUCGCCUAGCUCACCUUAUCGAUUUGCAUCCAAAUGAAGAGUUUUAUAUGCUGGGAAGAUUGCCCAGGGAGAAGGAUAAGAGUGAAGGUUAAGAUAAUCUGAUGUCCAGUUCUGUUUCAGCCUGCUGUGUACUCUAAAAGUAGCUUACAUUUAUUUAAUUUUGAAGUAAUAGUUCUGGAACCCAGAGCUAAUAGUUUACAAAAUACAAAAUGAAACUAGAAUCCGAGACAAGUUAAUGAUUUCUAUAUGAAGUUGAGUAGAGUUCUUAUACAGCGAUUAAAGUCUGGAAGUAACAAGAGAAUUGUAAUGAACAUCUAUCCAAAUAUUCCAGAAUUGCAAGCCCAAUUAUUUUGUACUAUUUAAUUUUUUAAGUUCAUUCAUGGGGUGAGGGUGUUGCUGGCUAGGCCAGCGUUUGUUGCCCAUCCCUAAUCAUCCAGACGGCAGUUAAGAGUCAACCACAUUCCUGUGGAUCUGAA